Raphanus sativus (radish) is the source of this 5703-nucleotide messenger RNA. RefSeq lists its product as uncharacterized. The record is from RefSeq and is a predicted model, not a curated record. The transcript has 2 exons. The coding region runs from base 1 to 5703 and encodes 1900 amino acids. Gene Ontology annotation, molecular function: nucleic acid binding; RNA-DNA hybrid ribonuclease activity. Lineage: Eukaryota; Viridiplantae; Streptophyta; Magnoliopsida; Brassicales; Brassicaceae.
AUGUUUCGAACUCGGAAGAAGAAAGAGGCGUCCUUGGUGGAGGAACUCAAAGAGCUCGAGCUGUUGGAGGAAGGAGAGAUGGUGGACAUGCCGGAUUUGGAGUUUGAGGAUCUCAUAGAGGAGAACACCAUGAGCGUGAUAGUGAGGUGCCUCAACCCCUAUGUCCACAAAGUUGGGGGCCUCGUGAAAGCUCUGCCACCAAUCUGGGGUUUAGAGGACAAAGUCAAGGGCAGAGGAGUUGGUGAUGACAAAGUCCAGUUCAUCUUCGAAGCGGAGAGCGACCUACAACAUGUCCUGACGAAGGGGCCAUGGUUUGUUAAUGGCUGGAUAGUUUCUAUGAACAGAUGGUCUCCACACCCAGAUGAGGAGUUCCUUAAGCGGAUCCCAUUCUGGAUCCGCAUUCGAGGGCUCCCAAUUCAUCGCAUGAAACAUCAAAUGGUGGAGUACCUGAUGAAACCACUAGGGAAGGUGGAAAGAAUAGAGCUCCAUGCUAAGAACUCCAACUCCUUGGAGUAUGUAAGAGCAUUAGUGUGGAUCAGUACGGAGGAGCCAAUACAGUUCCGCAGAACAGCUCGAUUCAAGUCUGGUGAAACGGUGCCCACAGAGCUGGAAUACGAGAAGCUAAUAAAAGUGUGCUACACUUGUAAGAGGCUCACUCAUGAUCAGACUAGAUGCAACCUCCAAAUACAAGACCAUCGAAGUGAGGAAGGGAUUAAGCAGAGUAAAGCUCCUGUGGAACCUAUGCGUAGACACAGAGGAAUCAAGGAGACCCCAAGGAAGGCGAACCCAAAGAGAGGAGCACUCAAAGGAGUGGUUUUUAAAGAGGUAACCCCAAGAGGGGAAGCACGAGGGGAAGCAGGAGGCAAAAGGAUGGCUCAAUCAUCAAGGCAAGACAGUAGAGGAGAGUUGCGUAAAGGAAAAAAGGUGGCUGAAGUUCCACAGCUGGUCUGGCAACAAAAAGGCUCGAGAGGAGUGAGCGGCUACUCAAGAAGCUCCCAGGAAUCUACAGCAUUAUCAAAGGGCUCAGGAGACCAGACGGGUUCAAGAGGUACCUUAGGGAGCUCUGGUGAGGGAGGAACCUCAAAAACAGGACAAGGAUCAGACUCUGUCUUCAAUAGGUUAAGUGGAAUGGAGCUGGGAGAGGAUACAGAGGUAACGCUGGAGGAUCUUCGUGAUAAAUUAACUGAAGCUCGAUCAGGAGAAAAACAGGAAGGACAAUCGAGUAAGGGAAGUCGAAGCCCACCCUCAGUGUUUGAACGUCUUGGAGGUCAGCUUGAUCUCACCCCUCGAGAGAAGAGAGUAACAGGAGGAAUGGGUAGUUCCAAAAGAAGAAGGAUGAGUAGUAGCGAUGAAAGGAAAUCGAAGAAGAUGAGAAUAGGCUCUACUGAAAAGACAAAUGAGGCUCCAUCUGUUUUCUGCCGACUCGGCAGUAUGAGUAAAGGGUCGGAGAAGAAGUCAGAGGCUUUGAGCCAGGCGGCUAGUCAAGGGGGCUUCACUACCCCCACUCAUUCUGCUCUUGUAGCAGCAUCUGUCCCAGACCAUUCUGUCCGUAGGAUAGCAUUGGCAAGUGGAAACAAAAGGAAAGAAGGGUUGAAGGGAUUGGGGAAUGUCCCGACAGUUCGACAUCUACAGGAGAUACUUGGUCAGUAUUCUCCUGAGAUAAUAUUCCUCAGCGAGACCAAAAGUAGGAGAAGUUAUAUGGAGUAUGUUGUGGAGAAGCUAGGCUUUCAGUAUCUGAGAUCAGUGGAUGCAAAAGGAAAGGGUGGAGGCCUAGCUCUUCUAUGGAAACAAUCGUGUGAAGUGGAAAUCUUGCAAGCAAACAGUAGAGUCAUUGAUGCGAAGGUUAAAUGGCAAGAUCACCAAUUCCACCUCACUUGUGUAUAUGGAGACCCAGUGAAGAGUAAAAGAAGUGAAGUCUGGGAAAGAUUAUCCAGACUAGGCGCAGAGAGACAAGGCCCUUGGAUCUUAACUGGAGAUUUUAAUGAGAUGGUAGAUCAAUCGGAGAAGUCCGGCGGAGCUGAGAGAUCAGAAAAAGAAGGCCUAGAAUUUCGUCAGCUCCUUAGCAACUGGGGUCUGUGGGACAUUAAGCAUAAAGGCGAUUUCCUAUCCUGGGCAGGAAGAAGGAUUAAUGGUCUGGUACAGUGCCGGCUAGACAGAUCAGUGGCAAACCAACAAUGGCUCGAGUGCUUCCCACAGGCCACCAUCUACUAUCUGAAGAGAGUUUGUUCCGAUCACAGUCCCAUCCUAACCUCCCUGGAUGGAAUGCAAUGGAAGAAAAGAGCAACCUUCAAGUACGAUCAUCGAUGGACAAAGCGAGAAGGCUUCAUUGAGGUUGUGAAUCAGGGCUGGAAGGCGCAAGGGAAUGGACAAGCCAAUAUUAUGGGAAGAAUCUCUACCUGUAGGAAAGCCAUUUCAGUGUGGAAGAGAAGUGCAAAACCAAGUUCAGCAAUGAGAAUACAAGAACUCCACUACAAAAUCGAUGAGGCAUCAAGACAAGAACAGUUCAAAAGAGAAGAGCUGGAAAGCAUGAGGAAGGAACUGAAUGAAGAAUACUAUAAUGAGGAACUGUUCUGGUGGCAGAAGAGUAGGAUGAACUGGCUGAGGGCUGGGGAUAGAAAUACCAAAUAUUUUCAUGCUGUAACCAAAAAUCGUAGAGCUCAAAACAUGAUCAAAAGUUUGAUUGAUGAUAUUGGGAAUGAAUGGUUUGCAGAUGAGGAUCUUGGUAAAGUGGCUGAGCAGUAUUUCAAUUUUCUUUUCUCUUCGGAAGAUGUAGGAGCGGAGCUAGCAGUGUGGAGUGAGCUACCACCAGUGUUGACCGCUACUCAAAACGAGACACUUAUGAAGCCGAUCUCAAGAGAGGAAGUCAGAAGAGCUGUGUUUGAAAUCAACCCCCAUAAAUGCCCCGGACCUGACGGCAUGAAUGGAUUCUUUUUCCAACAGUUUUGGGAGACAUGCCAGGAGGAGGUUAUGGAAAUGGUGCAGAGGUUCUUCCAAACUGGAGUGAUGGAAGAGGGGGUAAACAACACAAACAUAUGCCUUAUACCCAAGAGCCCGACUGCAAGAAAAAUGAGCGAAUACCGGCCGAUCAGUUUGUGCAACGUGGCAUACAAGGUGAUAUCCAAGCUAAUGACAGGGAGACUCAAGCAGGUGAUGCCAUCAUUGAUCUCAGAAACACAGGCAGCUUUCGUGGAGGGAAGACUCAUAUCCGAUAACAUCUUGGUAGCUCACGAACUGCUUCAUGCGUUAAGCUCGGAUAACAAGUGUGCCUAUGAGUCUAUCGCUAUCAAGACGGAUAUCUCCAAGGCCUAUGAUCGUGUUGAAUGGAGAUUCCUGGAGAGAACAAUGCAAGCGCUAGGAUUCAAUGAACACUGGAUUAAACUCAUUAUGAGCUGUGUCUCAUCGGUGCGAUACCAAGUUCUGAUCAAUGGAACCCCAUUUGGGGAUAUAGUACCAUCACGGGGACUCCGACAAGGUGACCCUCUGUCACCCUAUCUUUUUGUGAUGUGUACAGAGAUGCUGGUCCAAAUGUUGAAGAGAGCUGAAGAAUCAAGAUUGAUCUCGGGAUUAAGGGUAGCGAGAAGAGCCCCUCCGGUCUCCCAUCUUUUGUUUGCGGACGAUAGCAUGCUAUAUUGUAAGAGCUCAGAUGAGGAAAUAGACAGGGUAACCCAGCUUCUGCGUAACUAUAGCAUUGCAUCGGGCCAGAGGAUUAACUAUCAAAAGUCGAGCAUCUACUUUGGGAAGCAUAUCCCACUCCAGAGACGGGAGGAGAUCAUGAUAAAAUUAGGGAUCGAUCAAACCGGGGGGGAAGGCUUUUAUCUAGGAGUCCCAGAAUCAAUGGGUGGUUCACGCGUCUCCAUACUGAGCUACUUGAAGGAGAACAUGGCUCAGAAAGUACAGGGAUGGCAGACUAAAUUCCUGUCACCGGGAGGUAAAGAAGUCUUGCUAAAAGCAGUGGCUAUGGCACUCCCGACAUACACAAUGUCCUGCUUUUUGAUUCCAAAGACGAUAUGCAAGCAGAUAGUAUCCCUAAUGGCGGACUUCUGGUGGAAAACAAACAAGGAGUCAAAGGGGAUGCACUGGAAAAGUUGGGAUCAUCUGUGUAAGUCAAAAGAUUGCGGAGGACUUGGAUUUAAAGAUUUGGAAGCUUACAAUCUGGCACUCUUAGGCAAACAGCUAUGGAGGAUGGUCACUAAUCCUGAUUCAUUGAUGGCCAAGAUCUAUAAGAGCAGGUACUUCAAGACAUCUGACCCUUUGAAUGCAACUCUAGGAUCCCGGCCAUCCUAUGCAUGGCGGAGUAUCUUUGCGGCUCAAGAGCUAAUCAAAAGAGGGGCUAGAGUCAUUAUCGGCAAUGGUCAGAGAACAAAGGUCUGGCAGGAUAGAUGGAUUGGUAAAACUCCGGCAACAAUGGUCCAGUCAAUGGCAUGGAAUGGAUACUCACGGGAAAUGGUAGUGACAGAACAGUUGAAAGUGAGUGACCUCUUGGAUUCAAGCUGCAGAACUUGGAAUGAAGAGUUACUACAAAGCUUGUUCACUGCAGAGGUACAAGCCCAAAUCAGGAAAAUAACCCCAGCAGGAAGGAGAAGCGAGGAUUCUUAUGCUUGGGAUUUCACUAAAACAGGCCAUUAUACGGUGAAGUCAGGCUACUGGGUCCUAGUGAACAUCAUUGAGGCAGAAAAAGAGCAGAAGGAGGCACUACAGCCGAGCCUUGACGGCCUCUACCAACAAGCAUGGCGAGUGAAUGCAAGCCCAAAAAUACGACACUUCCUAUGGCGAUGCAUUAGCAACUCAAUCCCGGUAGCAGCUAAUAUGGUAAGAAGACAUAUCGCAAAGGAUAUGAGUUGCAGCAGAUGUGAGUGUCGUGAGGAGGAUAUAAACCAUGUGCUCUUCCAGUGCACUUAUGCGAGACUGAUAUGGGCUCAUUCCACAAUUCAUCCCCCCCCUCAUGGUAUCUGGUCGGAUUCGAUCUACACCAACCUCCAUUGGGUCUUAAACCAAAAACAAGAGUUCCCAAAGGAAGAGGUGGAAGACGAGUCUGUGCCUUAUCUGCUGUGGAGGAUUUGGAAGAACCGUAACGAGUUUGUGUUUCAAGGUAAAGACUAUGACGCUUAUGCUACGGUUCUAAAAGCAAAGGAGGAUGCCUUGGAAUGGAAAAGUAGAGAAGAGGUACGAAAUAAAGAGGUAAAAAAGCCUACAGAAGAGGGCCAUGACCGCAAAUGGAGAGCGCCACCACCCAUGAAGAUUAAGUGUAAUAUUGAUGGAUCCUGGAAAAAAGAAACAUGUGAAGGUGGAGUUGGGUGGGUCGCGAGAGAUCAACAAGGCAACCUCCUCUGGGCAGGGGCGAAGAAGCUGUCAAAUGCAGGGUCAGUGCUUGAAACUGAGGCUGAAGCUCUCCGGUGGGCCAUUCAAACCUUAACCGGAUUUGGUUAUACAAGUGUGGUGUUUGAGACUGAUUCCCUGACUUUAAAGAAGCUAAUCUAUGGAGAGGAAGAGAUGUGGCUGUCUAUUAAGCCUAUCAUGCAGGAGAUUAGUUUUUUACUGACAGAAAACAGUGGCUAUGGAGUGGAGUUCUAUCCUAGGAGUGGUAAUAAAGUAGCAGACAGAAUAGCGAGGGAGACUACAACGCUCGCGUCCUUUGUCCCUAAGUUGUAUUCUGUUGUGCCAGUGUGGUUAAGCUCUUUUGUUGAGGUUGAUAAGAUCUUGUAA